Molecule: messenger RNA, 1098 nt
Organism: Laetiporus sulphureus 93-53
Lineage: Eukaryota; Fungi; Basidiomycota; Agaricomycetes; Polyporales; Laetiporaceae
Product: Adenylosuccinate synthetase
Exons: 7
Coding region: 1-1098 (365 amino acids)
Biological process (GO): 'de novo' AMP biosynthetic process; IMP metabolic process
Cellular component (GO): cytoplasm
Molecular function (GO): nucleotide binding; adenylosuccinate synthase activity
Source: RefSeq, a predicted model, not a curated record
AUGACCUUUGCGUUCCACCUAUUGCCAAGCGGUCUGGUGAACCCGAAGUGUACGGGACUGAUCGGGACUGGCGUCGUCGUGCAUGUGCCGUCGUUUUUUGCCGAGCUGGAUGCUCUGCAGGCAAAAGGUGUGGCAUCAUGCUUCUCGAGCGGUAUGAAUGUCAUGAUUGACUUGUUCGUGGGCGGACAUCUAGGACUGGACUGCUCGAAUCGCCUGUUCAUGUCCGAUCGCGCGCAUCUAGUCUUUGACUUUCAUCAGAUUGUCGAUGGGCUGAAAGAAGCUGAGCUCGGUGGCUCGAGCAUCGGCACGACGAAGAAGGGCAUCGGCCCGGCUUACUCCUCCAAGUCGUCGCGAUCCGGCCUGCGUGUGCAUCAUCUAUUCGACCAUGAGCUCUUUGCCGAAAGGUUCCGCAGGCUCGUAGAGGGGCGUUUCAAGCGCUAUGGGCACUUCGAGUACGAUACGGAGGGCGAAAUUGCGCGGUACAAAAUCCUUGCUGAGCGUCUCCGCCCAUACGUUGUCGACGGCGUCGUCUUCAUUCACAAGGCGCUCUCCUCAGGCAAGCGUGUCCUCGUCGAGGGCGCCAACGCGGUCAUGCUCGACAUCGACUACGGCACCUACCCAUACGUGACGUCUUCGUCCACCACCAUCGGUGGAGUGUGCACGGGUCUUGCGAUCCCGCCCAAGCUGAUUGGGACCACCAUCGGCGUGAUGAAGGCGUACACGACGCGUGUCGGCGGCGGGCCGUUCCCGACUGAGCAGCUGAACGACAUUGGCGUGCACUUACAGGAGGUCGGGAAAGAGUAUGGAUCGACGACUGGGCGCCGGAGGAGGUGUGGCUGGCUGGACCUCGUGGUGAUGAAGCACUCGUACCUCGUCAAUGGCUACGACACGCUGAACCUGACCAAGCUCGAUGUGCUCGAUGACCUUGCAGAGAUCAAGAUUGCCGUGAAGUAUCUCGUUGACGGCAAGGAACUCGAGGGCUUCCCUGCUGACCUGGAGUUACUCUCGAGAGUCGAAGUUGUCUACGUCACGCUCGGAUCUUGGACGACCGCAGAGAAUGUUCGAGAUGGGGUUGGUUUCGUGCAGAAAGGGCUUUAA